UCAUUCAGUUUCAACACGAAAGUUUGUGCAACGCUGGAGGUUUUUACAAAAUUUUCCUGUAUUUUGGUGAAAAUUUCUUUCAAAUAGCAUCAUGAAAGGCUUUUUGGAAGCGAUUGAUUGAACGCGAACCUAAAGGAAGUGUCGUAGCGCGUAGAACGACGUCAGUAAUCGUCGAUCACAUACUUCGAGAUAGAGAGCGAUUGUGUUCAUGUUCGAAACAGCGCUAUCAAUUGAGACGACCGUGGAAAAUAGGAAACAAGAAAUCUCAUUUAUGAGUCACUAACAUCCGAUUAUCAGUGCUACAAAGCAACGUGAAAAUGUCAUCCACGAGCAGAGAAAAUGUCGAUUUGGAAUGCUUCCUAGUCACCAAGCACUCAUGGAAAGGAAAAUACAAACGAAUCUUCUCGAUCGGUUCCAAUGGCAUUUCGACGUACAACCCGGAAAAAUUCGAUCCGACCAACCGGUGGCAAUACAAUGAGAUCGUUAGCGUGUUGCCAAACAAAUCUGGAAACACUGCCUGCGAGUUUGUGCUGAAUUUGCGCAAGGAUAAAAAAGUUGACACUAUUCGACUUUCCUCUGAGUAUCGAAAUGAAAUUCUUACCUCACUUCUUAAGUUCUACAAGGAGUUUUCAGAAAAGCCAAAGCAUAUUCUGGAUAAUGUAGAAUAUCCUACUGAGUCCUUUCAAAGUACAAGUUCAUCGUCCUUGAACUCUACUACGAAUUCCAGUUCAUUGGCUUCGUCCCCCUCGUGGGAAUCUAGUAUUAGGCUAAAUAGUUGGAUUAGGAUCUUAGUGUCGACGCUGCUACUGCAACCAAGCGUCAGCAAAUGCUUGCCGUACUAUGAGCUCGUGUCUCAAAAAUUCGACGCCUUCAAACAUCAUUGGUCGGGCACUACUCUGCCGGCUGUAUUGGAGGUGACUCCCAGUUCCUUAGAUCAACUAGACCCGACCACAAAUACGGUGUUGGCCAGCUACAACUACAAAGACAUCGAUAAUAUCGUUGGCAUUCAAGAUUACAAAGAUGGAAUCGUCAUUGCUUAUGGUGGCAACAAACGAUUACACCUGUUCCGGGUGGCCAACCAUCACGAUGUAGUGCAGAUGAUGGUCAACAACGCCCAACAGUACGUGGGCAUCGAUGUUAAGGUUUCGAAAAAUCUUAUUACGUUGGAUCAGUUCGAACGAGAGAGAUUCGGCGCAUUCAGUGGUGAUCAGUAUCAGACUUCGUUGUCUGAGUUCAUUAUUCAGAAGAUCACCCCACGACACUCGGAACCAAUGCGACGAAUACUGUGCUUAACUGAUAUCACCAUACUAGAACGAGAUCCUCAAACUUACAGUGUUUGUACUCUGAGACCUUUGAUUGAAAUAUUUGCACUUAUCCGUUGUGAUGAUAAUAUUCAACAGUUUUCAAUCGAGUAUAAGAACGGCUUAACAAGAUCAUAUCUGACCAAUGAUCGUGAUUCCCUGCUUGCCACGUUGUUGGACGCAGUUCGUUCCUGUGGCAAUCAAGAUGUUCACGUGCGCAUCUCAAAGACUCCUCGAGGAAAGCGUGUCGGUCCUUUGACUGCUUCCGUGGACGAAGAAACGGAAGCAAAUCUGCUACGUUACAUCAUUAGUUGCUAUCAAUAUCCAGUGAAACGGUUCGACGUCUUGGAACGAUUCAAUGCUAACAUUCCGUACAGUGGACUGAAUUACAGUGUUACGCAGGAUAGUUUAUUUUCUGAGAAUAAGGAGCGAUUGAUAACGGGAGCAUUACAGGCAUUGGUCGGUGGUGGGGCGAAGGAAGAUAUGAAUCAGCUGAACAAUGUUGAACUGGAAGCAUCGUUUCAUGUUUUGCGUCGAUUAUUGGCAAGCAAAGUGGGAUUUGCUGCGUUUACCAAUCAGCAGGGAUUCCGCGAGUCAAUUGGAUUGCGAGUUGUGCAUGCUCUGAAAAGGAACAAUCUAGCUGUGACAUAUGCAGCCAUCGAUAUGAUCAAUUCGCUCAUGCAUCCCAUGCAUACGGAAUAUGACCUAAAACAAGAGCAACUGAACAAAUCAUCGUUACUGCAUUCGAAAAGUUUCUUGGAGCAAUUACUCGAUAUGUGGACGAAACACGUUAACUUGGGAUCUGGAGCGCUUGUCCUAUCAGCCAUGUUGGAUUUUCUAACGUUCGCACUGUGUGUACCGUACAGCGAAACAACGGAAGGGAAACAAUUUGACAUGCUACUUGAAAUGGUGGCAACCCGCGGCCGUACGCUCUACAAGAUGUUCCAACAUCCAUCGUUGGCUAUCGUCAAGGGCAGUGGGUUGGUGAUGAGAGCACUGAUCGAAGAAGGAGAUACAGCAAUUUCGAACCAAAUGCAAACCCUUGCUUUAGACGAGGCGGCACUGUGCCAUCACCUGCUGGUAGCGUUAUAUACUCCGGUUCACGAUUCCACGAUGGCAAUCCAUCGGCAGCUUUCGAGACAUCUGGUGGGACUAUGGAUAACGGACCAUAAAGAGGCAAUGUAUUUGCUCAAAAGGAUAUUCCCUGCAGGAUUACUAUCGUUCUUGGAAAGCGAAGACCCUGUACCAAAGGAAGACACCGAGGAGGACAAGCUAAACUUUCGCGAUAAUCUUAAACUAGCGGUGCAACAUUCCAGUAGAAACAAACGUUUGAACUAUUUGAUAGAGAAACAUCUAGAAGGGAUAAAGCAUUGGGGUCUGAAUCUGAUGGAUCGUCAGGAAAAGGUCCAGCAGACCAUGAAAAAUCGUCCGAUCGUAUUGCGCAAUCGACGGCAGAAAAAGAAGACUGGUGAAGAAGUCAUCAAUUUGCCAUUGUUUUUCUAUCAAUUCAACAAAAACCACGCAAUGCCUAACUUGAUUUGGAAUCACAAGACCCGAGAAGAGCUUCGUUCUUCGCUGGAGAAUGAGAUACGACAGUUCAACGCAGAUAAGGAUCUUGCCGGUAAUAUGCUGGUAGCGUGGAACUACGAAGAAUUUGAAGUGCACUACCAGUGCUUGGCCGAUGAGAUUAAAAUUGGAGACUAUUACAUACGAUUACUGCUGGAACGGGAUGACUGGCCGCAGAAUUUGGUGAAAAAUCCAAUCGAGCUAUUCAAUGCUCUCUAUCGGAGAGUUUUAUGUCGUAAUAGACUGAACGAUGAUCAACUUACAGUAACAUCGCUGCAAGCUCUAGCUAAAGUGUACAGAAGGUAUUACGAAGAAAUUGGAUAUUUCAGCGAUAUGCCGUACAUCCUUCAAAUGUUGGAUCGGUGUCUAUCGCCUGCUUUGCGAGAUGCAUUGAUUGGCUUAAUAAAGAAUCUAGUGCUUCACAAAUCCAACUGCCGUCCACUGGUAGAUCAUGUCAAUUGUUUAGUAGAUCUGGUGACGCUAGCACAUUUGCACACGGGUCGUGCAAUGCCCAACACCAAAACGAAUGUCAUAGAAGCAGGUCCUAACAUGAAGCUGCACGAAGAGAAAGAUUGGUACUAUAACGUAGAGCGUGAGAAUGAAAAACCUGAACGAUGCGGUCCGGUUACAUUCUCUGAACUGAAAGAGCUGUGGAACAAAGGUAUAUUAACACCCAGAACACGUUGUUGGGCCGUUGGAAUGGACGGAUGGCGCUCGUUGCAACAAAUCCCUCAACUAAAGUGGUGUUUGAUGGCCAAAGGCUCGCCACUUUAUAACGAAACCGAACUGGCCCAACAUGUCCUAGACAUACUGAUCAAAUGCACGAGCUUCUUCCCCAGCCGAGCGCGGAAUGGCGAAGCAGUGCUCAUCCCGGGGCCACGACUUUCUCGAAAAUUGUCAGAAUUUAUCUGCCUGCCACACAUUGUCCAGGUGUGCUUGACUCACGAUCCCGGCUUGCUAGAGCGCGUUGCAACACUUUUGUGCCAGAUCAUGGAAGAUAACCCAGAGAUGUCUAAAGUUUAUCUCACAGGAGUAUUCUAUUUCAUGCUCAUGUAUACGGGUAGCAAUAUACUUCCGAUUGCAAAGUUCCUCAAAAUGACUCACAUGAAGCAAGCAUUCCGCAGCGAGGAAACCAGCUCUCAGUCGGGCAUUAUGCAUCGCAGUAUUCUCGGCCAGCUGCUACCGGAAGCCAUGGUUUGCUUCCUGGAAAACCAUAGCGCCGAAAAGUUUGCCGAAACCUUCCUCGGGGAGUUCGAUACACCGGAAGUAAUUUGGAGCUCAGAGAUGCGAAGAAUGUUAAUCGAGAAGAUUUCCGCCCACAUUGCCGAUUUCACGCCAAAACUGAAAGGACACACCAUGGCCCGGUAUCCGUAUCUCGCAAUUCCUGUCAUCAGUUAUCCUCAGCUAGAGAAUGAAUUGUUCUGUCACAUAUUCUAUCUGCGCCAUCUGUGUGACAUAAGGAAAUUUCACAACUGGCCUAUUCCUGAUCCGGUUCAAUUAUUGAAACAUACGUUGGAUGCCUGGCGCAAGGAAGUCGAAAAGAAACCUUCUCAAAUGACAGUGACACAAGCCUACGAGGAUCUUGGGAUUGAUCUGGCUAAGUUCCCCCAACCGGAUGAAUCCGUUAUUCGCAAGAGUUACUAUCGGUUGGCGCAAAUGUAUCAUCCGGAUAAGAAUCCGAAAGGAAGGGAAAUCUUCGAACGCGUCAAUCGGGCCUAUGAAUUUCUGUGCUCGCGUCGGGGCAAUACAGAUGGUCCUAAUCCAUGCAAUAUCGUGCUUAUCCUUCGUACGCAAAGUAUUCUGUUUGAUCGGUAUGCUGACGUGCUGCGACCGUACAAAUAUGCUGGGUAUCCGCAAUUAAUAAAAACCAUUUGGCUGGAAACGAAAGACGAACAGUUGUUCUCCAAGACGGUGCCUCUGCUUAGCGCCGCUUCCGAACUAUGUUACCACACUGUACACUGCUCUGCCUUGAAUGCAGAAGAACUUCGUCGCGAGGAAGGUAUAGAGGCAUUGCUUGAAGCAUAUUCUAGAUGUGUUUCGAUCAUGGGUGUCGAUUCGCUGAGGGAUUCGCUCCAUUAUGAAGUUAUUUCAAACAUAACUCGCUGUUUCGAGGUGGCAUGCCGGUUCGAGAAUUGCAGGAAGAAGAUUCUUGAGCUGCCCCAGCUGAUCGUCGAUGUCUGCAGAGUGGUUUAUUUCAAACACUCACUCUCGGUCAGCCUAGUCACGAGCCUAGCGGCCAACAACUACGACUUGCAGUGUAAUCUCGUGCGUAACGGUGUUUUGUGGUCUCUGAUGAUUUUCAUGUUCGACUACGAUUACACAUUGGAUGAAAGUGGCGUAUCAACAGACGAGCAAUCAAACAAUCAACAAGUUUCAAACAAUCUAGCAAAAUUAUCUCUUUUGGCUUGCGUUUCUUUGGCCGGUUAUCAAAUGACACUUUUGGACGAUCCAAAACAGUCGACUGUAAAGUCAGUCCCCAAAUCGGAUCCCACCUCACGAAGUGAUUCUCCACAGCAAUCGUUAGCUAUAAGAAGCAACUCCCUGACCCAGUCACAAACUUACUCACAGAACGCAUCUAAUCUCAUACAGAACAACUCCAGUUUGAUUCAAACGGCUGCCAUCAUCGAUCGUACCUUGCAAGAAAAGUCUGAAUCUCAACCGUUGGAAACGGUUGAGCUUUCGGACUGUGAGAAAGGAUUGAACAAUAAGAAAUACAAAAUAUCUACCGUUGAUCCUGCCAAUGUUAUGGUCAAAAAAAUGCUUGACCAAAUGUUGACGGCUUUCGUGGCAAAUAAAAUGGUUUCUGACAAAGAAACCGAGGUUCUAAAGCUACUCAAUUCAAACACAAGAAAUCCAUAUCUAAUCUGGGACAAUGGUACGCGAGCCCAGUUGUUAGAUUUCCUCGAAUUUCAGCGUACCAAUGCAUCCAAAGAACAAUACGAAGACGUCGCAGACAUUCACGAAAUAGUGAAAGCAUUCUCGUUCGAUGCUCAUAGGGACGAAUUGAAGAUUGGCGGCAUAUUCAUUCGCAUUUACAAUGAAAUGCCCACGUUCCCGAUCAUCAAUCCGAAGACGUUCGUGAUCGAUCUGCUGGAAUUCCUCAAACAGGCUUACAACCAUCUGUCCGCCAAAAACGUCAAACCCUUACCACCUCCACCAGGUGGCAACACCGUCAAUAGUCAAGGUAUUCUCAUUCCCACUAAAACAUGGAAACCAUUAGUUCCCACCAAGAGCAAUCCAGUGAACAGUAAUAUCAUCAACAAUAAUAAUACAGGUGGCCCACAACAGAAACAACCGGACAUCACCGCCGUUCUAAGUGAGUAUAGCCGCGCAAGACAACGAAAUCAUCUGACCAGUUCGGGCUCGGUUCCUUCAGACGAUGCUUCAAAAUCGUACGACAUUGCUACAAAUCCCAAUGCAAUCAAUCACAUUGUGAUGGCCAUGAAGGCUUUGAUUGCCGUCAUAAAAUCGAACACCAAUGUCGAAAUUCAAUGCAUUGGGCACUUUGAAAUGCUUUUCGGAUUUCUUUCGUCCAGUUUGUGCGAUCGUGAUAAAAUACUCAAAUCUCUGGCACUGGAAAUUGUUUGUCUAGUGUCUCGAAACAAAGAAUGCGUUACGGAAAUCUCGGCUUGUGAGAUAUUCGGGUUGUACUUGGUUGCCUUGAAGGAUAAGGAUCUACGCGAUAUGCAACUCAAAGUGCUGGAGACGCUUUCAGGACUGCUCAACGUUCCCAGGAUGAUCAAGGAAGGACAUUUGAAAGGAGCUGUGAUUUAUUUGCUAGAUCUAUUCUGUAACUCCAACAAUCCGCAGAUUCGAGAAAGUUGUGCAGAACUUCUAUCGAAGAUGAAUGCCGAUAAACUCAGCGGGCCAAAGAUUCGCAUUACGAUGUGUAAAUAUUUACCAUCAGUAUUUCUCGACGCGAUGAUCGAUUCACCCUCGGUGGCCGUUCAAAUGUAUGAAUCCACCCACGAACACCCGGAACUGAUCUGGAACGAUCGGAUACGAAGCAGUGUGUCGGAUGCCGUGCAUGACAUGGCAGACAGCUUCUUCGUUCAACAAAAGCAGAAUUCGAAAACGUUAUGGCGAGAUCCUGAAGUGCUGCCCGAUAUCUGCUCCAACGAGUUGGUAGUUUCUGGAGUAUAUUUGAGAUUAUACAUUUCGAAUCCAGGUUGGACACUUCGCAAGCCAAAGCAGUUCCUCGCAGAUUUAUUGGAUUUCAUCGUUGACAACAUUAGUCGGAAUGGUGUGGAUAAGAAUAUCCUGGAGAUUUCAACGACUGCCCUUGUUUUACUACUGAACGCUCAGCCGAAUCUUGCAGAUUCUGUUCCAGUAUUGGGUCACAUACCGAAAUUCUUCCGUCAAUUAUCGGUUCAACCGAAGAGCGCUCUCACUGUACUACACCAGUUGUCACUUUCUGAUAUAUGUGUAAGUGCUAUUUCCCAAACCGAUUGUAUUCCUGCGUUGAAAUCUUGCAUGGAAAGCCAUCGGGAACUUGUGGCAACAGCAUGUGAGACGCUCAGUAGACUCUUCAAGUGUCAACAUGAUUCACUCAUACGGCAAUCGUUGGAAUGUCAAUUGAUUCCAUAUCUUUUGGGUUUACUGGAAGGCCGUAUUGAAUCCGCCACGAACCCGGCAAUGGUGAAGGCACAGAUUGUAGCCGCAUUGAAGGCCAUGACAUCGAACUUGACGUACGGCGAUCGAGUGGCGCAUAUCCUGAACCAAAAUCCCGUCUGGGCAGAAUAUCGUGAUCAGAAGCACGAUCUAUUUAUCACAGAUACCAACAUUAGGGGCUAUCUGACAGGAGCCCCGAAUACCACCGCUGGAUAUUUGACUCAGGGUCCAGCAAAGAACGUAGAAGUGCUAACUUCACCGCCACCAAUGGAUCGUGAUGAUCCACUGUUUUCACGUAGCAGCAGUAACGAUUCGUAAGUAUCGUUGACGAUGUUCGUUUCUAUCCCAUCUUUCUACAAGCACUUGUGGCCAGAAUAGGUAGACGUAACAUGUCCCACACACUAAACAACUUCGAACCAGGGUCGCCAUUUCGUCUAAUAGUUUAUAACUCCGUAAAUGAACUGAUAAACAUAAUGGCUAGCUAGCAUUGAGAAAAGAGUAACUGAAAAAGAUCUAAUAGUGACAUGCGCAUUAUUAAACAAGUAAUGAUUUGUAAUAUAUCACCAUCAACAAAUAGCUUAUAAAGUAUAACUACAAAAUAUAUGAAUAAGAUACUGGAUUUUUAUUAUAUUGUGAUAUUUUUAAAAUGUAAUUUAUAUAUAGAAGUCACAAUAACGUCAGAAGGAAAAUAAAAUAAAUACAAA
This is a messenger RNA of Ochlerotatus camptorhynchus, 8182 nucleotides long. RefSeq names its product receptor mediated endocytosis 8 (gene Rme-8). NCBI's taxonomy places the organism in Eukaryota, Metazoa, Arthropoda, Insecta, Diptera, Culicidae. Gene Ontology annotation, biological process: regulation of early endosome to late endosome transport; receptor-mediated endocytosis; endosome organization. The transcript is spliced from 17 exons. The record is from RefSeq and is a predicted model, not a curated record. Gene Ontology annotation, cellular component: endosome membrane. Bases 318 to 7796 code for a protein of 2492 amino acids.